CUCCACCAUCUUCGAACCAAAUUAUUCUCAAGAUUAAGCUAUAUACUCAAGAUUGGGUUUAUAGUUUAACUCGGCUAAAGGUGCGGUCCAUUGGUGAAAUUUUAUAUUCUGAGAACCUAAUUCCUCAAAGCUACAAGCUGGAAAUUAAUAGAAUCCAGAUCAUUCGAUGGAGAAGGCCUUACCGAGGUUGGAAGUUGAAUGUUGAUGCGAGCUUCUCCCGUGCUGGAGCUAGUGGAGGCGCGGUGCUUCGAGACUCCAAGGGGGAGAUGGUGAUGGCGAUCUUCUUUCCUCUUCAGGCAUCCUCAAUUGUGGAAGCUGAGCUGAAGGCGAUUGUCUUCUCCAUCCGAUGGGCGGUAGGUGAAGGUUUUCACGACCUCUUGGUGGAAUUUGAUUCGAAAAUGGCGUUGGAGUAUUUGUCUGGACGAGAAACGAGAAUGUGGAAAGAUAUGGAGCCCGUUUGGAGAACUCUGUUUUCGGCUUAUCAGGCUUAUCAGCCAGCUUUUUCACCAAAAACGUAACUUUUACUUUCGCGCGCUGAAUUGUGUAAUAAGCCGAAAAAGUAAGGUUGGAGUUACUUUUCUGGCUGUAUUGGCUGAAGUUACUGUAGAGGACCAUUUUAGCUAUUUUUACAUAUAAUUUUUUCUUUAAUUUAUUAAUAAAAUAUAUUUUUAAAAUAUUUUUUUCUUAAAUCAGCAGAAUCAGCCAAAACAGCCACUCCAGCCAGAAUAUCAUAAAUUUCAGCAGAAUCAGCCAAAACAGCCGAUUUUGGUGCUAUCAAACGGGCUCAUGAUUCAGGAAGUUCUACAGAUUAUUUUUAGAAAUCAGGCUAAUUUGGGUCACACGAUGCGGGAAGGCAACUGGGUUGCUCAUUUUAUUGCAGAGGCCCAACUUAAUCAGACUCGGAUCUUUAGAAGCCCAAAUCAGCUUCCAACGGCUGCCAAAAGGGCCUACUGGAUGGACUUCUUUGGUUUGCCUUCAUUUAGAUUUUAGCUCUUUUUAUUUAUCUUUAUCUGUACUGUUAUUUUGGGUCAGGUCUAGCCCCCCCAAAAUAUUUGUUUUCUUUCUUCUGAUGUUUUUUCUGGUUGUUGUUUCUUUCUUUGUAUUUUUCAGGGGUAUGCCCCUGAAGGGAGGUUUUGGUCUGGUCCCCCUCCCUUUUUUUUCCUCUUUGAAUAUUAAUAAAAUACCGGCAAAUGUUCCCCGGCAUUUGCCCCACUGAUUUUGGUGGUUUGCCUUCCGGGUUAAAAAAAAAAAUUGUUUGUGAG
Messenger RNA from Cuscuta epithymum, 1262 nucleotides. Lineage: Eukaryota; Viridiplantae; Streptophyta; Magnoliopsida; Solanales; Convolvulaceae. The record is from the annotation of a GenBank genome assembly.